AUGAUGUACCAGCAGCAGCAGAUGUGGCAACAGCAGCAGGCCUACAUGGCGCAGCAGAGCCAUGACAGCAUUAAGCAGGGCUACGGCCAAGGCUUCAACCAGGGCCAGGGCCAGGGGGGCCAGGGCCAGGGGGGCCAGGGCCAGGGCCAAGGCUUUAUGGGUGGCAUGGGCGGCAAGGGCCAGCAUGAGCCACAAGGUCAUCAAAGCCAGAGCCAAGGCUUUGGCAAAAGUAGUGGGAAGGGCAGCGCUGGAGGCUCAGGACUUGGUGGCACCAGCGAACGAAGCAAGGGAGGUGGGAAGGCGGCAAAGAACCAGCCGACUGAAAUGACCUUGGAGGAGUAUCAAGCUGAGCAGAAGAGAAAAGCAGCUGAAAAGAAAGAAAAGAUGUUGAAGCAGCAGGAGGAGGCUCGAGCUGCUGCCAAAGCCCGCGCAGAAGCUUUUGAGCGAGGUGAAUUGCCGGAGCCAGAGCCUCCAGCCCAGCCAAAGGCCCAGCCCAAAGCCGAGCCCAAACCCGAGCCCAAGGCUGAGCCUAAAGCCAAAGCGGAGCCGGAAGAGAAGCCAAAGCCCGCGGAGCCAGAAGACGAUUGGGAGGCAGAAGCUGAAAAGGCAGAAACUCCUGCACCGGCCCCGGAGCCUCCUUCAAAGAAGGAGGUAGCACCGGAACCAAGCAAAGUGCAGGAAGUAAGCACCGCGCCCGAACCGAAGGGUUCUGAAACAGCAGCGCCAGAAGAAGAGGAGCCAGAGGAGGCAGCAGUAGAGGUCAAAGUCGAUGGAAAAGACGGUGACCGAAAGGUACCUGAUCCUCGUCCCCAUCUCAAUGUGGUUUUCAUUGGCCAUGUUGAUGCAGGCAAGUCCACAACCUGUGGUAACAUAUUGUUCCUUUGUGGAAUGGUCGAUGAACGGACAAUCGAGAAGUACAAGCAGGAAGCUGCCAACAAGGCAGGAGAAAGUUGGUUUUUGGCCUUCAUCAUGGACACCAGCGAGGAGGAGAAGGUGAAGGGCAAGACCGUGGAGGUGGGUCGCGCCGCCUUCGAAACGACGAAUCGGCGUUUCACCAUCCUGGAUGCCCCCGGCCACAAGUCGUAUGUUCCCAACAUGAUUGCAGGAGCCUCGGCUGCUGACGUUGGCGUGCUCCUUGUGUCCGCACGGAAGGGGGAGUUUGAAACGGGUUUUGAGAAGGGAGGGCAAACUUGUGAGCAUGCUUUGCUGGCAAAGACUCUCGGAGUUGAAAAGUUGGUCAUCGCAAUCAACAAGAUGGAUGAUCCCACUGUUCAAUGGGACGAGACCAGGUACAACGACAUCGUCAAGAAGAUUGGUGCGUUUCUCAAGAAGAGCGGUUACAAGGAUGAUCAGGUGAUCUUCCUCCCUAUGUCAGGGUUGAUGGGAGACAACAUCAAGGAAAGGAAAGGCACUCCAGCUUGGUACAAGGGUUUGACUUUGCUUGACUCACUGGACGGCAUCUCGGUUGCUGGUCGAAAAGCAGAUGGACCCUUGCGGAUUCCGAUGAUGGAGGGCUACAAGGACAUGGGUGCCGUGACAGCAAUCGGCAAGAUAGAGCAGGGUACUGUGAGGCCUGGCAUGAAAUGUGUCGUGAUGCCAACCAAUAACAAGUGCCAAGUGACCGCAGUGUUUAUCAACGAUGUCGAGAUGCAAUAUGCCACGUGUGGCGAGAACGUUACGCUAAAGAUGUCAGGGAUUGGUGAUGAGGAGCUGAAGAAGGGCUAUGUCUUGUGCGCGGACAAGGGUCCCAUUCCUGUUGUAUCAAAGUUCAAAGCUACGAUUCACGUGAUUGAGCUCGGACCUGACAGACCUGUGAUGACCUCUGGGUAUGUUGCAGUCAUGCACGCGCAUACUGCAAGCGAAGAAUGUGAAAUUCUCAAGUUGUACGAGACAAUGGUCAUUCAGACCAAGAAGAAAGAGAAGAACCCUCAGUUUGCUCGGCCUGAUUCAGUUGUUGUUUGCAGCAUCAAGCUUGCGCGGCCGACCUCCCUAGAUACGUUCACUUCGUCACAACAGCUUGGUCGAUUUACGCUGCGAGUAGACGGACGAACGAUUGCCAUUGGCAAGAUCACGGAGCUGCCGAAGUCUGCCGGGGACGCCUGA
This is a messenger RNA of Symbiodinium pilosum, 2103 nucleotides long. NCBI's taxonomy places the organism in Eukaryota, Dinophyceae, Suessiales, Symbiodiniaceae. The record is from the annotation of a GenBank genome assembly.